Molecule: messenger RNA, 5186 nt
Organism: Clupea harengus (Atlantic herring)
Lineage: Eukaryota; Metazoa; Chordata; Actinopteri; Clupeiformes; Clupeidae
Gene: cdan1
Product: codanin 1
Biological process (GO): chromatin organization
Cellular component (GO): nucleus
Source: RefSeq, a predicted model, not a curated record
CGACUCUGCGCCCUCCUCUACCAGCGCCCCGGUUUGCCAUACGCCCCCUUGCUUUCACGCGCAAAAGUUAGUAAUGCGCGUGCUCAGACGAGAAUGGCGGCUCUUUUGGAAUCGCUGCUGCUGGGGAAACUAGGGACCAGUAAGGCCCUAGUUUGGCUUAAAUACAAGCAGAGCUCAAAAGACCAGCCAUCGUGCGAGCCAUUACUGCAGGUACAGAGGCAGGAGUUUGUGUCUUUCCUACUGAACUUCUUGAGGGACCAGAGCAGCCACACUCUCACCCAUGGCCCAGCCACGCCUGCCAAGACCCCGGUCAGCUCCCGGUCGGCCGCUCGCUCCACGCGCCUCUCCAGUGACCGCGGCUGCAGGGGCGGCCGCUCUGCCGGGGGUGGCACCGGGUCGCGCGGCAACAGUCGUGUUCAGCUCUUCUCCCCGGCCCCCUCUGUGUCACCGCUGGGGGGGAGCCAAUGGGAGGGCUCGGCAGCUGCAGCUUCCACCUCUAGUAGGGGCGAGCUCAGUGGGGUGAGUGGCGUCAGCAGCCCUUCCUUCAGCUCAGUAUGGAGCCCGGCGCCCCGACCUCUGCAGGCAGACCGCCGCUCCGCUCACCGCUCCAGCCUGGGCGACUUCAUGACGUCAUCACCGCCCGAGAUGCACCCACACAGCCCCGCCAUGGCAACAGGGCAGCAGCAGCAGCAGCAGCAGCAUCACCGUGGCAGUGGGCGUAGGCGCUGCGGGGGUUCUGGUGGAGGGGGGAGGCCGACGGGCGGCCGUGGUUUCCAGCAGGACGACCCGUCUGCGUCCUGGGAGAGGGGCGCCAGGAGGGGCAGAGGAGGGCGAGCCGGUGAGGCGGUGUCACCCCCCACGCAGGUGGCUCUCAACUUCAACAACCUGGAGGACUUCCCUCCUGUGGGGGCGUCCCAGCAUGCAUCGCCUGUCCUAACCAAGCCUUCUCGUCGCAUCAACCCUACGCCGGUGCACUCGGAGCGGCCUAACUCCAAACCCAAGAGCUGUUUCACCUCCACCCCUCUCAGCCAGCCCUGCAGUCCCCCCACCAUCCCAGAGGGGGCGCUGGUUGUGGGUAGCCCACUGGGCCUGCAGGAGGAGAGGGAGAUGCUGAGGAAAGAGAAAUCUAAACUUCAGCAGCAGACUUGCUCGCCUCUGAAGCCGACCACGGAGCCCUGCACCCCUACCAAACCGGUGCGGAUGGACCCCACGGCGGCACAGGACCCCACGGCCCCCACUCCUGACCCCUCUAAAGUCACUUUGACCUCUGAACUGGACCUGCUCGCUGAGCUCUACUGCACUUGCAUUUCAGAGAACCUGGUGCCCAACGUGUUUCUGGAGCUGUUCUUCGUGCUGCAGCUGCUGACCUGUCGCAGCCCCCCAGCCCUGGAGGGAGAGCGAGACGGUCUGUGUGGGAGUGCUCACGACCUGUUGGAGAGAGGCUACUUCAGAGAUGUCCACAACUGUGUGUAUUUCGCCGUUAAAGUCGUGGAGAACCAGUUUGAGUUGGUGUGUCACCUGGACAAGUGCACCGUGCGUCUGCUGGCUGAGAAUGAGAGGGUGGGCUCGUUCGCUCCCGCGCUGAGGGACCGGCUGGCUCUGGCACAGGACACCAGCACAGCCAAGGUCUCCCCCUCCCUGCCCUCCUUCAUCCACUCCGUGCCAUUCCAGCCUGCCACAGACAACCGCUCCAACUUCAACAGCGACAGAGCCUUCCACAUCUUCAAGAAACAGAGGGAUAUUUUUUAUGAGCUGCUUAGAGACUGGGAGGACUUCCAUAAGGAGCCUGGCUGGGAGUUUGAGACAGCUCUGGGCAACAGGAUCAGGGCGAUGGUCAGUCUGCAGACUGCUGCAGGGAAUCACGCCCACUUUGCUCGGCUGUUCCAGAAGCAGCUCGUCCAGAUGUGUAAAGAGCCCGGGGCGAGAGGCUCUUUCGGCGAGGCCCCUGACGCUGAUGUGCUGAGCAUUCUGGGAGCGGACGGCCUGAGCCGGCUGAAGCGUCUGCAGGAGCGUCUGAUCCAGCCGCAGGGCUUCAUGGGACCCUGCCCUCCGCCCUCCUUCCCAGGGCACCAGGAGUUCUUCCGGGACUUCCUGCAAUCGGCCAGCUGUUGCCAGCUGAACCAGCACCUGAAGGACGGCAUGUGCCAGGAGCUGCUGCUUCUGGACGAGGUGUCCAUCCUCGGGGCGCCAGCAGGGGGCAGCGGUGAGGAAGAGGAGGGAGACGGGGACAUGGAUCAGCAGGAUGAGAAGCAGAGGUUCUCCUCUGUGCUCCUCGUGGCUCGAUUGCUGGCUAAGUUCCUGGGUUUCAUCUCCUUCCUGCCCUACCACACCUCCGAUCCUCCAUCCAAGGAGAUCCAGGAAGCAGCUAUUGCACUGCGCAGCAAGAGCUCUCCGGUGCUGGACGUCUGCGCAGUCCUGCGCAGCUGUGUGCGCAGACACAGGCUGGUGCUGACGCUGCCCUGGCUGGUGGAGUUCCUCUCCAUGAUGGACUACACUGGACCCUACCUGCCCUGCUUCAGAGCUGCACUGGGCUCACUGCUGCACCUCUAUAGGCGAAUGCUGCUGGGCAGAGGAGCUGAGGUGUGUUACCUGAAUCAGCUGCUGCUGGUGGCGGUCCUGGGCUGGCUCUUCCAGAUCCCUGUGUUUCCAGAGGACGUCGCGUUCAGUGAGGAACUGGACUUCGGUGAAGAGACCUUGGACAGUUCGCAGGGCCUGGACUCGCUCCCCCUGGUGGACCAGCAGCUGCUCUACACCUGCUGCCCUUUCUUGGGUGAGCUCCGUAAACUGCUAGCGGCCUUUGUGGCGGGGAGCACAGCCAAGAGCGGGGGCCUCCUACGCAAGAUCACACCCACCUCUGCUGAGCCCAGAGACCCCCCCACAACACGCUCCCAGCAGAAACUACAGAUGGAGUUGGAACAGGCAUUCUUCCACAACCAGCCCCCGUCUCUCAAACGGACGGUGGAGUUUGUGGCCGAGCGAGUCAGCUCCAACUGCGUCAAACACAUCAAGGCGACCCUGGUGUCGGAGCUGGUGAAGGGCGGCGAGCGGGCCUUGAGGGAGGCGCUGGCCGUGGAAAGUGCCAACGUGGCCAAGCUUAAUGACACCAUCUGCACCCAGCUGUGUUAUAAGGGCAUGCAGGCACUGGAGACGGCCACCAGGUUCUGCAGUGAGAAGGGUCCAGAGGCUGUUAGAGUCCUGUUGCCUGAGGAGACCUCCCCAGCAGUUCUCAGCACUUCCGAGAGCAUCACCACCCGGCUGGCCACGGAGAAGGCCUGCACCUGGCUCUCAUCCAACAUCACAGCGCUGAUCAAGAGGGAGUGGAAGAGUGUGUUUGACCGCGUCAUGAAGACCCUUCCCAGCCCUCCGCCCCCAAACCCAGAGGCGCCGACCCAGACACAGACCCAGAUCCAGACCCAGACCCAGGCCCCCACAGACCCCCAGAGAGGUGGUGGAGGACAAACCUUGGGAGAGAAAGACUGCCCCCCAGAGUGCACUCACCAAGCGCCCCGAGCCUCCUCCGUCAUCACGGACAUAAAGGAAGUGCUGAGCAUUGCAGUAGGACCUAGAGCUGAGGAUGAGGGCUGCACCAUCCAACAGCUGCAGGCUCUGCUGGACAGAGCAAGAGAGACUCUACAGUGCCGGAAGUUCUUGUCUGUGGUGCCGGAGCAGAUGCUGGUACGAUGCACAAUCAUGUUGGCCUGCAGGCUGGUGUCAGGAGAGCUCCCUCUGGCCCCCCCCAUGGACAGCGCAGGCAUCAGAGGCGUCCUGCAGCAGCUGGUGCACCUGUGGGGGAGCAGCCCCCUCCCCUCGUUACCGCUCCACCUGCUCUUCGCCUCCCCCACCCUCACCGCCGUGCUCAGACUCACAGACACAGACAAUUGCCAAAACUUUAGGGUCUUGGUCCAUCUGCUUUUGGAGGCAGGACUUCUAGGAAAAGAAGAUGUAGUGUCACAUUGGAGAAGCUUACUGGACCUGUCCUGGACCAUGGAGUCCAUUGAGAAGAUCCAGGAGUUGUCCAUCUCCUCCGUCCCCUCUGCCUCUGUCUCACUGCCAAGCCACAGAGACCUCCUGCAGAUCUCCCAGUGAACAGCAGAGGGCGCCCCCUCAUCACAUAGAGCACUCAGGUCAACUUACAGGGUUUGCAUGCUGAUACUACCGUUACCAAAGACACCAUUACCAAAGAAGUAGGAGCGCAGUCUCCUUGUGCUGCUAGCCAACCAGAUGAUUUUAAAGUUCAUUUUGGCCUUAGGUGGUUGGCUCUUUGCCUAGUGUGUGAAAAUCAUUUUUUCCCUUUACUCGGAGACUGCCACUGCUCAUGCGAUGAUGUCAUUGGCCUCAAUGAUGCCAUUUCCUCUUAGGUUCUCCCCGGAUCCAAAGAGCCAGUGAAUGCCGUUGUGGUUAGUUUGAUCUGCUGGCCCAGACUCAAAUGCUGUCACUUUGAAACCCCACUUAAUGUGUGUGUGUGUGUGUGUGUGUGUGUGUGUGUGUGUGUGUGUGUGUGUGUGUGUGUGUGUGUGUGCGUGCGUGCGAGAGGGCGUGCGUGCACGCCAUCCAUCCCCCAGUACCUACAGGACAAACCCAGCCAGCCAUUCUUAUUCACUGACUGAUUCACUGACUGGUCUUCUCCAUGACCUUGCGAUCCUGACCACCCUUUCGUAUUCCUCAACAAGUUCAAUAGGUCAAAGGAAAAAGAGGUGUGUCAGUGAUCACUAACUUGCCCCACGUUUCUCCAGUGCUUUGCAUGAGCUGGCCUGAGGCUAAGGGCUGUAAAGGUGAGGUGGAAGAGGGAAAGGUUGUUAUCGGAGCCAGGUGCCAGUGACCCUGAUAAGUUGACCAUUUAAAUGAGGGGGGAAAGAGGUGAAACUAUAGGAAUUGAUGAGGUAAAGAUAGAACUGUCUUAAAAUGAAUCAAGUUAAUUGAAAGGUGAUUAUAUAUCAUUUUAUAUGUAUAUUUUAACAAUAUAUCCUAAUUAUGUUUGUGAUGUCUUGAUAUACACUUCAACUUUAUACAAAUAUUCUACCAUGCAGCUGAUGCUGUGUGGGAACGAUGUCUGUGUCUCAUAAAUGUAUUGAGAUGCAUUUGUGAUGGACUGUUAGUUCAUGUUGGACUUGUAUUUCAAAUGUCAGUUGCUUUGUAAACUGUUUUAUGAUGUAUUUGCAUACAAAAUAAAGGUAUUUUAAAUGUGA